AAUUUGCAGGAUUGGUGGGACUCCUCAAGAUGCGGGCUCUUAUCAUUAUUUUCGCUCUCAUUGCAACUGCCUACUCUCUAUGUAUAGUUAACGGGAAGCGUUACAAGGAAAACGAGAAAUGGAGAGACAGUGAAAAUUCGCCUUUUGUCAAGCAGUGCAAGAAAGGAAAACAUGGCUGGAAACCAGAAGUGGUAGAAUGCGUCAUCGAAGAUAUGAGAAUCCCUAGAAAUGCACAUGUUGAAAAAAACGGGAUAAGAUGCUAUUGUGAGGAGUUAGCAGGCGACGUUACGGCCUACUGUAUGUAACAACCGACA
Molecule: messenger RNA, 314 nt
Organism: Cylicocyclus nassatus
Lineage: Eukaryota; Metazoa; Nematoda; Chromadorea; Rhabditida; Strongylidae
Source: the annotation of a GenBank genome assembly